Messenger RNA from Alnus glutinosa, 1854 nucleotides. RefSeq names its product protein TIC 40, chloroplastic. The record is from RefSeq and is a predicted model, not a curated record. NCBI's taxonomy places the organism in Eukaryota, Viridiplantae, Streptophyta, Magnoliopsida, Fagales, Betulaceae. Gene Ontology annotation, cellular component: chloroplast thylakoid membrane; chloroplast inner membrane. Gene Ontology annotation, biological process: protein import into chloroplast stroma; chloroplast organization. The transcript has 14 exons. The coding region runs from base 185 to 1498 and encodes 437 amino acids.
CCCAAAGACAAAUAAAAAGAGUAAAAGAAAAAGAGCAAACCAAUCCACUUGGAAAUUCGUAUCAUUUCCGUUCUAAACCCCCCAUCCCGUCACCCUCCCUUGAAAAUCCAAUUCGAAAUUUAAUUACUUCCACUGGACUGCUCAGACCUUUAAAUUCGUAAAAGGCAAUCGAGGUUGGUCGACGAUGAUAACCACUCCGUUUCUGAAGGCGUCAACUGCGCCGCCGCCGUAUUCUAAACCCCAGCGCCGCGUCGGCACCGGAUUUGGCACCCAUAACCGUCCUCCCUUUGGGGUGAAGUGUCUCCACUGCAACCCUGGGCUCCCGUUGCGAGCCCGUGCAACUGACGAGAGGCUAGAUGUGAGGCCUUUUGCGAGCAUUUCUCGUUCAAGUAAUCAAGAAACAUCUUCAGUUGCUGUUAAUCCACAACCAGCAGUUCCACCUCCUCCGUCAUAUGUAGGGUCACCACUCUUUUGGAUUGGAGUUGGCGUUGGGCUCUCAGCGCUGUUUUCAUGGGUUGCUGCAAAUUUAAAGAAAUAUGCAAUGCAACAAGCUUUCAAGACAUUGAUGGGACAGAUGAAUUCUCAAAAUAACCAGUUCAAUGAUGCAGCUUUUUCUUCGGGAUCACCUUUUCCAUUUUCUAUGCCUUCAAUGCCGGCGCCUUCAACCUCACCUCCUCCAGUCGCUUCUCAAUCUGCUGUUACAGUAGAUGUGCCUGCAACAAAUGUAGAAGCAGCGCCUACAACUGUUGUCAAAGAUGAAACAGAAGUAAAAAAGGAAUUGAAAAGACUUGCUUUUGUAGAUGUUUCACCGGAAGAAGCAGAGCAAAAGAGCCCUUAUGAAAGCUUUAAAGAUGCUAGUGGAACAAGUUCGUUCAAGGAUGCUCAGAUUGCUGGGGUGGUUUCUCAAAAUGGAGCUGCUUCUGAGCGCAUAGGUGGUUCUGAAUGGUCCCAAGCUACCACUAACCCUGCUGGUUCCGAGUUGUCCCAAUCUACCCGUAACUCCACUGCUUCUGAUGGGUCCCAAUCUACCCGAAAAUCUGUCAUAUCGGUGGAUGUUUUGGAGAAAAUGAUGGAAGAUCCAACAGUGCAGAAGAUGGUUUAUCCCCAUUUACCAGAGGAGUUCAGGAAUCCUGAUACCUUAAAAUGGAUGCUACAAAAUCCACAAUAUCGUGAACAACUUGAGGAGAUGCUGAAUAACAUGACCGGAAGCAGCGAAUGGGACAAGAGAAUGAUGGAUUCCUUGAAAAAUUUUGAUCUUAACAGUCCUGACGUUAAGCAGCAGUUUGAUCAAAUUGGGCUUUCACCUGAAGAAACUAUUGCAAAAAUUAUGGCCAACCCUGAAGUUGCCCAGGCCUUUCAAAACCCAAGAGUCCAAGCAGCAAUCAUGGAUUGUUCACAGAACCCUCUGAGCAUUGCAAAAUAUCAAAAUGACAAGGAGGUUAUGGAUCUUUUCAAUAAAUUAUCGGAGCUCUUCCCUGGAGUGAGCGGUCCACCAUGAUUGCCGUCGUUCAUUCAGAGUUCACAGUUGGUCGAUGCUGGAGUAGAAAUGCUCAUUAUUUGUUCUUCAUGACUAAGGUGGUUAGAACAAAAAUCUAAAUCUAAAGCCUGCAUGACUGAACAUACUUUCCCUUGCUGGUAGUGGUGGGCCAUAUAUUGAGAUAUGCUUCUUGCCCGCAUCCUCUUCUAAAUUCAGCUAAAGAGUUCCCUCGCCUCAUCCCAUGCUCAGAAUAUGUAGUGAUGGUUGAAUCAGUUUUCGUAAUGGCUUUUGUGAUGUUAGUUUAAACUCUUAUUUUGUGGAAUCAAUUUGCUCUUAUAACUAAAUCCCUCUUGAUAAUGUCGUGGGAUUGGGAUUCA